Closterium sp. NIES-65 is the source of this 828-nucleotide messenger RNA. Lineage: Eukaryota; Viridiplantae; Streptophyta; Zygnematophyceae; Desmidiales; Closteriaceae. The record is from the annotation of a GenBank genome assembly.
AUGUCGCGCGUGUGCGACCGGCUGGUGGACGUGUUCUGGGUGGAGAAGCCCGACCCCGCGCAGUGGCGCCUGCUGCUCGCCUUCAGCGCCGAGUGGGCGCGCAUCCGCCCGCACUUCUUUGCGCGCGCCAAGCUGCGCGCGCGCGAGUUCGAGGAGCAGGGCAAGCCCGACAAGGCCGCGGAACUGUACCGCCUGGCGCGCAGGCUCAAAGAGUCGAGUGACAAGGGCACGGCUCUCAGGGGCAACGGCUCUCAGGGGCACGGCUCUCAGGGGGGUGGUGGCGGCAGAGAGAAGAGAGGCUCACCCCUAGGCUCUCGUCCCGCUGCCCUCCUGUCGGCCCUUCCCCAGGUGGACGACUCAAUGACGGCACACAACCGAGCUCUUCUCAUUGGUGGAGGAGCACGAGGCGGAGGGCGCGCUGGAAGGGCUGGUGGCGAGGCGGCGGAGGGACUUCACGGGGGAACCGACCAUGAUAACCCUCAGAGGCAGGACGGUGAGAAGAUGAGGGGUGCAGGGCGAGCCGUGACAACCCGCAGCGACAGCACUGUGAGUGGUACAAGGGUGAGAUGUGAUGUGAGUGGUAGAAGAGUGAGUGAGAGUGAAGGGGCGGAGUCCUUUGAGCACCUGCAGAGGCUGUGCCAGGCCAUGCAUGACAACCCACUGAUGGCAGGACGAGAUCGCAUCCCUGGCAGCCAAGUGUCCAAGUGUGUGACAGCGAUGGACAUUCACGACAAGGUGGAGGCAGAUGAGGUGGCUCUGGAGGCGCCACAGGCCAAGUUUGACUCUCUUUACCUGUUUCAACCUGUCUCUACCUCUCUCUACAUGUCU